This is a messenger RNA of Adineta ricciae, 1590 nucleotides long. Lineage: Eukaryota; Metazoa; Rotifera; Eurotatoria; Adinetida; Adinetidae. The record is from the annotation of a GenBank genome assembly.
AUGGUCGUCGCUUUUCUGCUGUUUUUGAAGAAUGAAACAUCAGCUUCUUCGUUUAAUCAGCCAAAAUUCUGUCCAACAGUCAAAUGGAACCGAUACGCCACUACUUUUGUCAUGUCGAACGUGUCCGAGGUGACCGCUGAUACUAUAUUUAUUGACACUCACAAUAUGAUUCAUGUUAAAUUUACCGAUCUUGAAAAAUCGCGAAUUCUAGUUUGGCAUGGAAAUAGUACUUACCCUGUAACGAUUCAUGUCGAAGAUGUAUCGAUCGUUGCACCUAUACUUAUUUCCGACGUUGGUGAAAUCUAUGUAGAUCGUCUUGAUGGUCAAAUUAUUAAACACAUACCGAAGGGUUUAUUAGACGAUACGAUGGACAUGAUGAUUGUAGCGGGGACAGACAAAGAGGAAUCAGCUUUUGAUCAACUGAACAGACCGACAGGGAUCUUUGUCGAUACGAACUUGGACUUAUAUUACAAUCAUGCUCGCAUGUCCGUAUUCGGUUAUCUUUUUAUUUCGGACCAUUGUGACGGUCGUAUUGUUGCGUCCGGACCAAAUGGUUUUCGAUGUUCAGUUGGAUGUGAUGAAGAAGGUUCUCAAUCUCAUCAGUUAAAAGGACCAAUGACAUUUAGUUUUGAUGUUGAUGGGAAUUUGUACGUUGCUGAUGGCGAUAAUGGUCGAAUUCAAAAAUUUGAUUUACAAAAAGAUUCUUGCAAUCAAUUCGAUCCACACAAUCCUACGUUCAAUAUAAUUGCAUGGAAUGGCAAACACCAUAAUCAAAGUCAGUAUCAAUUCACACUUGAGGUUUUAGUCAAUAUAACAUAUAUCUGGGUUGUAACAACAUACGAGCCGAAUGUGACAGGUUCAUUCUCAAUCACCGCACUUGGUUCAAGGACGGUUCGUCUUGUACUCAUAGUGGACAAUUCUACGUAUUGUCGUGUGGGCGGCCCGUGCAGUGUUCGAGUGAAAAGUAUUGGUUUAACUCUCGAUGAUAUUUUACGGUUGGAAGUUAAUCGAAAUAUGGCGAUGCAUGAUCAAUCAUUUCUGAUCAAAAUCAGUGGCGCUUUGACAGUGCUUAUGUUUAUUGCUGGUGUCCUCAAUAGCGCUUGUUCAGUUUUAACAUUUCAAAAUCCAAAGUCACGAACAGUUGGAUGUGGACUGUAUCUUCUUGCAUCAUCACUUACCUCCAUUUUGACAAUUAUAAUGUUCACAAUAAAAUUCUGUUUUGAUAAAGAGAAGAGUAAACGCUGGGCUCGAUGGAUCAUAUUUAUCUUGCCGAUUGUGAUCAUGAGCUCAAUUAUUCAUGAACUACUACACCGUCAAGUGUUCACGCAUGAAAUAAAAGGCGAACAAUCUGUCGGUAAAAAUGCAAGCAUUUCAGGAAAAAUUGUAGCCAAACAGUAUUUCUUGUGUGUAACUUCCUAUUCUCAAUCCGUUCAAGAUUAUAAUACAACUAUUCUAUUUAUUCAUCUUCUUGGACCAUUUAUCGUAAAUCUACCCUCCGCUUUAUUCAUCAUUAUUGGAGGUGUUCGACGAAGAGCGGAAGCCCAAAAGAAACAAACAUUACCCCCAACAUAUUCGAGAACAAUGGAAUGA